AAGCAUGACUGUACGAUAGUGAUAAGUUAUCGUACUGUCGCAUUGUCACCAUUGCACUGUAAUACUGUCACCAUCGUACUAUCGCCUCCCUGUUAAGAAUGUGCAUAAUACAUUAUCACCUCUUACUUUAUUCGUAAUGUUAAUUUCACAUAGAUCUCUGGGAGUUAUUCUUACUAUUAAUGCAAGUGCACCAAGUGACUAAGACAUUUGUACUGUUACAUAGGUAACUGUACUUUUUAACAGUAUAAAAGCUGGUUGCGAGGACAAUUAACUUAAUAAAAUAAAAUGGCCGCCAUUUUUUCUCGAUUCAUUCUUAUUUUUUUAGUUUACCAGGAUAGGGCAUCACCAGAGUACCUAUGACAGCCAUAAAAAAGUUUGUUGUUUGCACCCUUGAGUGCUUUACGCGUAUAAAAUAUAUUUUUGAUGAAUAGUCCAAAAGUAAACAUCCGUUUUCAUUUCCAUUUCGAAGUAAUUGCAAUGUGAAUGAUUGUGUUUUAAACUGGAACAUGCAGACGAUAAAAACAUGCAACAAAGGAUUAUUCAGUGAAACAUUAUAGAUAUGGUGGACAGACAUAGGAUAUCAUAGCUAUUUUGUAAAUGCACUUUGUCAAAAACAAUGCGAUGAAUAUUCUGCAGACAGAAGGAUCAUAUUUCACAGAUCAUAAUCGUAUAAAUUGGGGCCUAUAAUUGUUUCUAAAUACAACACAGCAUAUUGUAUGUUUAUGACUAGUAGAUAUCAUCACUUGCUUAAAGAAUAAAAACAAUAACUUCUCAAGUAGGCCUACAACACACUUAAAACUUGCAAGGAAGUUAAAUUAUUGUUACUCUUGGUUUCAUUUUGUUACUCAUUACAUUAUUUGUCCGGGGGAAUAACAUAAAUAACACAUGGGUUUGUCAGUAACUGUUAGAAUAUCAUCCCUCGUACAAAUACAAAUCCCAGUUCGAAGGUGACAGUACGAAGGUGACAAGACGGCAGUACCAUGGACUGUCACCAUCAAAUGUCGUGCUUCGCCAUCGAAGUGUCAUAUUGCCACCACCGUUCUGUCAUACUUUGCGCUAAUCGUUAUCAAGGAAAACGCGAUGGCCCUAAAGGAACACUAAGCUAUCUCGUUGUGAGUAAUGUGUGUAAACAAUGGCUAUUUCCGUAUACUUAAAAGCGUGAUAGUCACAUUUCCUUUGUAUUAGUUAAUGACAAACUACUUCUAAAACCGUAAAUAUACUUAAAGUUUUCCGCGAAUAAGAAAUAUUUUCCUUUUCGAAGUUUUGAUUUGGUAUUUCAUAGUGAUACAUAAAUCGGAAAGUCGAUUCUCAAGUCAAUUUGCAAUGGAAUACGAUGCCGGAAAAACUAAACCUGAAUCAAACCGCACUUUCUCGUUCAACAGGUCAACAUUAAGUCAAUUUGCAAUGGAAUACGAUGCCGGAAAAACUAAACCUGAACCAAACCGCACGUUUCUCGUUCAACAGGUUAACGAACAAUCGAACGUUUGUGAUGUCACUGUUAAAAUGGGAGUAUGGGAAAAGAAGUUCCAUCGAUGUGUUCUUGCAAUAAGCCCUUUCUUCGGCCAUGUUCUCAACGACAAUUUCCUGGAAGGGCAGACAGGUAUAAUUGAAAUAAAAAUAGGAACACCUGUAACACUCGAGACAACAAUUAUGUAUCUGUAUGGUAAGAAGCCCAAAUUCAACGAUGAAAAUAUCGAAAAUAUAGUUCAAAUGGCUGAGUUUCUUCUCAUUCCAAACUUAAAGUCUGCCUGCAUAGCCUGGUUGACAACUAUUUCUAUUACUAGAGAAAACUGCAUGAAAUUCUUACAGCUGUCGAGCAUUUUCGAUUUUGAAUUACCGAGCUGUACAACAUACAUUGAAGAGCACCUGCCAGAACUGUUACAUCUGCCAGAAAUGGUAAACUUGACAGAAGAUUCCAUGCUUUUGCUGUUUUCUGAUAAACGGCUAUCGUGCGUGCCAAUGGAUGACAGGUUACUGUUCCUUUUUAGGUGGUUAGAUGCAAAUCCAGGUUUAAGGAAGGCUCAUAUUAAGGAAUUACUAAAAGAUAUAGAUCUCCAUUCAAUUUCAAAUCAAUGUUUACAGGCGUGUUUACAAAAUCCAGAUGUAGCUUGUCAUAUACAAUCAGAACAUAUGACACCUGCCGAAUCAAAUGAUCAUCGAGUUCUCAUUAUAAAAGAUGUUAACUACAAUUAUGUAUUCUGGUGUUUAGAUUUGGAAAGAGAUCAGUGGUUUCGAGUUAAAUCAAAUUCAUUGAAAGAAGAAAGAUCGAAUCGCAUUGUUGACAUCUCUGGGACAUGCACGAACAUUGCUGGAUCAAUAGUUUGUUCUAUAAGAAGAAGCUGCCAAAAGAAGAGUUUUGUGCUGCUAGAUUUGCCGAAUGAUGCAUGUACAAAAAUGAAUUUAAUCGGGAGCGAAGAAGAGGGCCUUAGCAUUGAAAUGCCAGACAAUGUUAAAUUUGACGGGAACGUGUGUAUUGUUUCUGAAAACAAAGAAAUAGAAAUAGAAAGAAAACAAAAUCCAAAAAAGAGGUCAGGUUUAAGUGAUAUCCACCACAAGUUCAGACAUAUGUCUACGAUGGGACUAACAUCAGAAAGGCAGUCACGUGCAUUGCAAAUGAGAGAGAAAAUAAGAAGAAGAAGGACGUUUGAAAAUAUAAUUAUUUCAACGCUGUAUAUUGGGCAUAUUGGUGAAAGCAACGUUGUUAUGUCACCACUAUUUUCAUUCAUAGACGACACAAUACUAAAAUUUGCAAUCAGUGACAAUGCUAUUGCAAUCAUCUUCCAGUCACGACAGUUUGUGGCAAUGUAUGAUCUUAUUGACGGACAUUUAGAAAGAGAAAGUCAAUGGACCAGCGACAGCGAUGAAAUUGCUCCGAUUAAAGAUGGAUUUGUAAUCUACGAUAAUAAGAGAUGCAUAACCUUUAUACGAAUGCAGGGCGAGUGUCUUUCUCAAAUACCUGGUAGAAGAAAUUCCAUUCGAACAUAUUAUAUGUUCCAAAAAUUGAAUAUUUCAUAUGCAGUCAGAUGCUAUUUCGAUAUUAUACGACAAACUACAGAGAAAAUUAUAUAUUAGAAUAUACUCCAUUCCAAACAUUGGUCUCUCGGAAACCUGUAGUAUGGGAAUCGAUAGUAUGGAAUCAGUUGCCACUGCCAAAAGAAGGAGCGAUUUUAUCAACACAGCCUAUUCAAAAAAGCUGUUUUGAAAUAUUUCUCCCAAAAUCCAUGCUCUGUUGUCACGUCGAUAGCCAACAUUGCAAGACGACAUCAAGAGUUCUCUGUAGACAUACAUACGAUCAGGAUGAUUACAAUAAUGUCGACUCAUCGUCGGAUGACGAUCGUGACGUUCGUAUUUUUAACCCAACUUUUUUUAUUUUGGAAUCGGAAUAAAAGUAAAGGUAU
This is a messenger RNA of Ruditapes philippinarum (Manila clam), 3398 nucleotides long. RefSeq lists its product as uncharacterized. The transcript is spliced from 5 exons. Lineage: Eukaryota; Metazoa; Mollusca; Bivalvia; Venerida; Veneridae. Bases 1324 to 3072 code for a protein of 582 amino acids. The record is from RefSeq and is a predicted model, not a curated record. Gene Ontology annotation, molecular function: protein binding.